UCCGGAAAUAACCAGGUCGAUGGUUUCAUAUUUUCCUCAACUUGGACACGGGUCAGAGUUAUGCUCCUAAGGUCCUGAGAGAGCUUGACUUCUAGCGAAAACCAACGGAAAUUAUUGAAUCUCACUCUUCGAUCUUUCAUGGCCCGUACGCGGCUGCUUCGCAUCACCCCAUCUGCGCGACGAUCCGCCAUUUCAUCCCUUUUCGCCCUUACAUUCAUUGGAUCCAUCCUCACCGUAUCCGCGUCAUCCAUUCUCCCAUGUCCUGCACGGCCGUCAGACCGAAGUUAUCUUACCGAAAGUGGGGAUGGACACGACGUGAAGCGCUCGAAACGGGGGUCUCUACAGUCUGAAGAGGAGAUCAUUGUAAUGUCAAGGAAGUCGCACCACUGGAUUGAAGAAAAGAUACCUCCCCGGCAAUGAAUCUGUGAUCCUAUCUUGUACCCCUCCUCAACAAUUACAAAUGACAAGAGCUCAUACUGCUUAAGAUUUCCUGUUCGUACCAUUGGUUAAUUUGUUCCCGCGUGAAUGGUGUUUUUCGUGCUUAUGAUCUGAUUCGCCGUCUGCUUUGAUUCGCACUCUGGGAUGAGCCAGGGUUCCUCUUCAAUACCACCACGUUUCGAUUGGAGAGCUAGCGAGUGUUUCUACUCUUACUCAGUGGUGUCAACGUGCAUCGGUACCACUCUUCUGAUCGCCUACUGGAUUCUCCUCUCCACUGUCAUAAUUUUUCGC
Molecule: messenger RNA, 729 nt
Organism: Cantharellus anzutake
Lineage: Eukaryota; Fungi; Basidiomycota; Agaricomycetes; Cantharellales; Hydnaceae
Exons: 2
Coding region: 139-420 (93 amino acids)
Source: RefSeq, a predicted model, not a curated record